Messenger RNA from Balaenoptera musculus (blue whale), 2017 nucleotides. It is a transcript of the gene ZMYND12, whose product is annotated as zinc finger MYND-type containing 12. Gene Ontology annotation, molecular function: protein binding. Bases 141 to 1241 code for a protein of 366 amino acids. The record is from RefSeq and is a predicted model, not a curated record. Lineage: Eukaryota; Metazoa; Chordata; Mammalia; Artiodactyla; Balaenopteridae. The transcript is spliced from 8 exons.
UGUCGGUCGAGGCACGCCCCUACCCCCUGCCCUCGAAAUGCUUGGAAUGAGGAUGCGCCUUGUUGGUCACGUGACACCGCCGUCCAGUGUGUCCUCGCCAGGCAACGGUCCUAGAGACCGACAACACCGUUUGCCGCAGCAUGAACGUGAUCUACCCUCUUGCGGUGCCCAAGGGGCGCCGGCUCUGCUGUGAGGUGUGCGAAGCUCCGGCCGAGCGGGUCUGCGGGGCCUGCACAGUCACUUACUACUGUGGUGUGGUUCAUCAAAGAACUGAUUGGGGCAGCAUCCAUGAGAAGAUAUGUCAGCUCCUGAUUCCCCUGCGCACUUCCAUGCCCUUCUACAACUCAGAGGAAGAACGGCAGCAUGGCCUGCAGCAGCUGCAGCAGCGGCAGAAGCAUUUGAUCGAAUUUUGCUACACCGUAGCCCAGAAAUAUAUCUUUGAAGGAAAACAUGAAGAUGCUGUCCCAGCAGCUUUGCACUCUCUUCGCUUCCGCAUGAGUGUUCAUGGCCUGAGUUCAGUAGAGCUGGUACCUGCUUACCUGCUGUUGGCCGAGGCCAGCCUUGGUCUGGGCCGGAUCGUCCAGGCUGAGGAAUAUCUAUCCCAAGCGCAGUGGACAGUCCUCAAAUCAACUGAAUGUUGUUAUGCCACCCACUCCUUACUGCAUCGGAACCUGGGACUUCUCUACAUGGCUAAGGAAAACUAUGAGGAAGCCCGUUAUCAUCUGGCCAAUGAUAUUUAUUUCGCCAGUUGUGCAUUUGGAACAGAGCACAUCAGGACCUCAGGAGGCUACUUCCACCUGGCUAAUAUCUUCUAUGGCCUUAAAAAGUUGGACCUGGCAGACACAUUGUACACCAAGGUCUCUGAGAUCUGGAAUAAAUAUUUGGACAAUCACUAUCAAGUCCUCUCACAGGUUCGCACCCAACAAAUAGAUCUACUAGGCAAACAAUUUGAGACCGACACUGGCUUGGAUGAAGCCCAGGAAGCAGAAGCCAUUCAGAUCCUGACUUCAAUCUUGAACAUUCGAGAAUCUACAUCUGACAAAGCCCCCCAAAAAACAAUCUUUGUUCUAAAAAUCCUGUUCAUGCUUUACUACCUGAUGAUGAAUUCUUCAAAGGCAGAGGAGUACGCCAUGAGAGCCCUGGAUCUAGCCAAAGAACAGCAGCUCAGUGUCCAUGAACAAAACACCAUUCAAGACUUACUAAAUCUCAUCUCAGCUGAGGAAGCUCAUCACAUUACAUAGUGACCCAAGAGCUCUGCAUCAUGGACUAUUGAGCAUCUAAUGUAUUCCAGCCUUGCAUAGCUGCUUUGAGGUGCUAUGAAUUGCUGAAGUGCCCACCCUCUUCCCCUGGGAUUGCACUCAUAGCUGUGUUUUUAUUGUUUCACAGCAUAUGUUGGGAAAUAUAGAGCUUUUGGCAUAGAAAUCAGUAAAACUCUUGUUUAUCAUGACUUUGAUAAACUCUUGUUUAUCACGACUUUGAAUAAUGUGCUACCAGUUCACUAACAAGGUAUUUAUAAUUAAACUGCAAAUAGUUUAUCCUAUUUCUCAGAGGUCUCCCAGUGAUGCAUUCUUCAUAGAUCUUUGCCAAAGAAAGGGGUAGGGAAUAGAGCUAUAUUGGAGUAAAGUUUCUCUAUUCUACUGUAAUUAAGUUAGCAUUAAUCUGAGGUAGAUUGUGAUUAAAAUGCCCAUUAUAAUUCCUAGAGCAAUCACUAAGGAAAGUAAUCUAAAAAACAGUUAAAAUCAACAAGGAAAUUAAAAUGGUACACUAGAAAAGAUCCACUUAAUGCAAAAGAAGGCAGUAAAGGAGGAAUGGAGGAACAAAAAGAUGUGAGACAUAUGGAAAACAAAUAGCAAAAUGCAGACAUAAAUUGUAGGUCUUUGCCAGAAAAGGCCCCUGGGCCUUUCAAGGAGCUCCAGUAUGGAUUGGCCGAGUUACCAUUCCACAUUGGUGUCUCUCUUCUCAGACAAUUAUUUGAAGGGGAUGUGAGCCAUCUAUACUGUCUAGGGGGGAAGUACUC